Pollicipes pollicipes is the source of this 1727-nucleotide messenger RNA. RefSeq names its product nose resistant to fluoxetine protein 6-like. The record is from RefSeq and is a predicted model, not a curated record. The coding region runs from base 1 to 1641 and encodes 546 amino acids. The transcript is spliced from 2 exons. Lineage: Eukaryota; Metazoa; Arthropoda; Thecostraca; Pollicipedomorpha; Pollicipedidae.
AUGGAGCUAGAGUUUGACGACAACACCUCGGCACCAACCAACGCCCCCGCAGGGCCCAGCCGGCGAGACCAGGCCAUCGCCAAGGCCAUCGGUCCCUACAUCAGCCCCAUUGCCAACGCCAACAUCAGCCCCGCGUGCCAUGACAGCACGCUGGCGUACCUGCUCAACAUCCUCAACAAACAGUGGGCCCUGCGGAUGUUCGACGCCACCGGCAAGAUACCCGACGGCGCGUUGGAAGGCAACCUUAGUCCAUCUGGGAACUGGGAUGAGUGUCUCAACAUAACGGCACAUUUCAAUGCCACCGACAUCCUCGGCGUCGAGCCAAAUGUCACCAGCUUUACUGGAAAAUACUGCACUGCUUUCCUAAGCAAAGCAAGCGUGGAAAAAAGUGAACCCCUGCUCAAGGCACCGCGGGCCGCCAGUGCGGCGCUGGCACCAUUUUUGUCCACUCUCCCAGGCGGGUGGGAACUGGACAUCGGGAUGUGCAUUCCCUCCACAUGUACAAGUGAGGAACUCACAGUGGGCCUCAACAUAGCAUUCAUGGGGAAAGUAACGGCUGGUGCACCAGACCUCUUCUGCUACACCAAAGAUGACAAGACCGAGUUAUCUGCAGGGGCCAUCGUCAUGACCACCAUACUAUCGCUGACGGGCCUGCUCAUGCUCGUGGGCACCACGGUGGACAUUGUCGCUAUCAAAGCCGCGCAGGACUCCGAAGCGUUGUGGGCUCGCGUCAACAUAGCACUCCAGCGGACUCUUCCCGCCUUGCUCCGCAGGGUGUUCCUAGCGUUCUCUGUGUACACCAAUGGUCGCAAACUGCUGGACACUUCCUCUACUCGAGAUACUCUCAGUUGUCUGCACGGCAUACGCUUCCUGUCCAACACAUGGGACUUCCUGGAGGGGACAGUGAGGGAUCUGCGCUACAUGAAGCCGUGGACGAGGGCUGGACCUUACUUGGUGGGGCUGUACAUGGGGUGGAUUCUGCACAAGAUUCGCGGCCGCAAGAUUCACCUUCCAGCGCCUGUGGUCGCCAUCGGCUGGAUCACGGCUUCCCUCACCGGCUGCCUCAUCGUGUACGGCAUGUACGGAGUGCCCAGCCCACCACCGAAAACUCUCAACUUAGUAUACGCCAUGCUGAACCGCACCGCCUGGAGCAUCUGCCUGGCCUGGGUGGUGUUUGCAUGCGUCACUGGAUACGGAGGCUUUGUUAACACACUUCUCUCCUGGAAGGCAUUUAUUCCACUCAGCAAGCUAACCUACACUUCCUACCUCGUGUCUAUUGACGUUCAGACAUACUAUUGGUAUACAAACAAGGCACCGGUGUAUCUAAGCCAAACUUUCUUAGUGUACCAGUUUCUUGCUUCCCUGCCCAUCAUUUUCGCCGUGGCUGCAAUCUUCUCAUUGGCCUUCGAGUCGCCAAUGAUAGCGCUGGAGAAGAUAAUUUUCCCGCAGCCGUCGAGGGCGGCGCCGGCGGCCCCUGCGCGCCAGGACGCGGCUCAGCCAUUGGUCAGUUCUACUAAGCCCGGCCGAAGCGGCGCCGUCAACGCAGGCUUCGAGGCAGACGGCGGCGUUGUGGAAGCAAAGCAAGCCGGGACUGACUCGGCUCCGGAGAACAUCACGCCCGCGGAGGAGAAGACGGGGUAGCAGAGAAGUCCCACAAGCCUGAUCGCUCACAUCCAGUGACGUAAAUCACUGAUGUGCUGGGGCGAUGUGCAUACAGGUCGGAGGCA